AGGACAGACCUGGCACCACAACAACAAACACAGAAGACUGAUCUCACUUAAUAUAAAUGAGGAAACAGUAAACAGCCGGGAAUUACACAGCCACUAACAAGUCAACAACAUUCCAACACACAAGCAGCAGAAACUGCAUCUGCAGCUUUAAGAAAACACGAGGACAGGAGAAGAAUGUUUUAUGAAUUACCGUGCUACCUAACACUCAGCCAAAACAUCUGGGCUUCUUUGGGGAGGCUCCAUCUCUCCAUUUCACAUACCACAGCCCUGGAGAAAGAAACCUAGCGCCUGCGUAGCAGAGCAAUCCUACUGACCCGCUUCUCCAGAUAACUAGCAGCCUGCAACAGCACCACACUGUUAACAACAUGGGGAGACUCUCUCACUCACAUCCACUUCCAGCACUGGGCAGAGUAACCAGAAAAGGUAUCCUCCUGUUCUUUGUCUUCGCUGGAUUGAUAUACUUCCUGAAGGGACUUUUGCAGCAGAAAACCUCAUCAGAAAACCUUUCGAUUCAUCUCCCUGGCCAAGCUACAGGAGAAGAGGUAGAAUUCUCCCCCAAUGUCACCCCCUGGGGAGCCCCUAUUGUGUGGGGAGACAGCCCGGAGUCACAGAUCAGAAGGCAGAAGUUCACAAACAGGGCUGUCACCACAGGCCUGGCAGUGUUUGUCAUCGGGACAUACGCACAAUACCUCCACAAGUUCAUCAUCUCUGCCGAGGAGUAUUUUCUGCCAGAACAUUUUGUCACUUACUACAUACUGACUGACAACCUGCGAGGGAUCCCUGCGAUUACUCUGGGAUCUGGUCGAGAAAUCAAACCGUUUUAUAUCGCUGAGAGGCCGGACUGGGUUCAUUUGUCGAAAACGAGGAUGUCUCUGCUGAGCAGUGUAAUCAAAGAGCUGAUCCAGGAUGAGGUGGAUUAUAUCUUCUCCAUGGACGUGGACCAAGUGUUUGUAAACCCUGUGGGCUCUGAAAUCCUGGGAAGCCUUGUGGCCACUUUGCACCCGGAAUACUACAACCAGCCUUUGGACACGUAUCCUUAUGAGAGGACUGAGGACUCCAAAGCCUACGUUGAUGGCUCCGAAGGGGAUUACUAUUACACUUCGGAGCUCUAUGGGGGCUCGUGUCCUGAGGUUUAUAAGCUGGCGUUAACUUGUUCCCAGUUCAUCAUCCAGGAUAUGGAGAUUAGCUUCCAUGCAUUCCUAUUCGAGGAGAGCUACCUAAACCGCUACCUGAUCCAGAACAGACCUACUAGACUCCUUUCCCCAGAAUACAACUGGCUGGCUGCUCAGAAGACAUCUGAGGAAAUCCAAGUGAAGAGGAUUCUUUCUUUGCAGAGAUGAAGGGCGUAUUUCUGGUGGCACACAUGGACUAAGGCACGUAGGGCACUGCAUUUAAAUGAUGUAUCUCAGUACGCUACACAACAAACCCUUGUUAUUAGAGCACGUGUCACGACAUAAAAAACUUGGGAUUAAAAUGGUUUUACUCAAUGGCCUCCACAUAGGAUACAACUGCAGGUCCGCUCCUCUUUACUAGCUUCUUCUGCAAAGACGCCAAGCCAACUGUCCAAAUGAAUUUCGUCUUUCUUCAGUAAAAAAAAAACAAAAAAACAAAUAAAAAUCCUGAAACAAAUGAUUGUGUCCUGAUUCUGAAUUGUUAGAAUAUAGUAGAUUUUUAAGGAUUGAUAGUGGUCAUGUAAAUUUGUUUUAGAUUUGACAUUGACAAUUUAAAAAAAAAUACAUUGGAGUUUACAUCUGAUUUUGAAUCAAAUUCUGUUAGACAGCAGGCUUUCUCUCAACAUCUCUACACUUAUUGCAGAACAAAUUUUUUAAACUACAGCUGAGCAGAUACCUCCAUACAUCCCCAGAAUAUGCCUCUCAAUAAAAAGCAAAAUAACGCUGGAACCAAGUUUCAUGUCAACUGGAUGCGUGAUACAUGGACACAUCUAAAGUGUGACACUUGUACCGACAUACAUACACCACUGUAUCUCCUUUAAAGGGGAUUGUAAUGGAAAUAAUAAUUAGAAACACGAGAGAUCCCCAACAAUAACACUAAUGAAGAUUUCAAAAGCACUAGAAAGUAUGUUUUUGUAUUUUAAAAGAAGAUUUUUCUUCAGCAGUUGUUCAUAGUUAACAUUUUCUCACAUUGUGGUUUUUACAUGAGCAGUAACUGAAUGUCUAGGGCAGUUAAUGUACAAAACAGUGGGAUCUACUUUAGCAGCUAAUAAAGCUAAGUGUUGUGGUCAAUCUAAUCUACUAACUGCCUCAAAAUAGGGGCUUGUUUUACUUGCAAGGUUUAAUAAUUAAUUUCUACCAGAAUUAACUGCACACCACUUGGUAUUUAAUACUGAAUUUGAGGAAAGCAAACUACUGUUUUGUCCUAUUUGGAUAGUCACAAAACUUUUAUAACCAGCUUCAUUAAUACCAAAGUAAAAGAAAAUCGUUAUUCAUCAUUUAAUUACGAAAUCCAUCCUAGUACAAUAUUUGUCAGGGAAAUGCAAUUAAA
Messenger RNA from Polyodon spathula (Mississippi paddlefish), 2502 nucleotides. Its product is annotated as globoside alpha-1,3-N-acetylgalactosaminyltransferase 1-like. Lineage: Eukaryota; Metazoa; Chordata; Actinopteri; Acipenseriformes; Polyodontidae. Gene Ontology annotation, cellular component: membrane; vesicle; Golgi apparatus. The record is from RefSeq and is a predicted model, not a curated record. The coding region runs from base 366 to 1340 and encodes 324 amino acids. Gene Ontology annotation, molecular function: hexosyltransferase activity. Gene Ontology annotation, biological process: carbohydrate metabolic process. The transcript has 4 exons.